Acipenser ruthenus (sterlet) is the source of this 819-nucleotide messenger RNA. RefSeq lists its product as uncharacterized. The record is from RefSeq and is a predicted model, not a curated record. The coding region runs from base 92 to 811 and encodes 239 amino acids. Lineage: Eukaryota; Metazoa; Chordata; Actinopteri; Acipenseriformes; Acipenseridae. The transcript has 8 exons.
AGAGAGGAAGCACAUUCUCUCCCAGCUCAACGAGUUUUUUAUCCAGAAUGCUAAGCUGGGGGAGGAGGACAGCAUCUCCACCUCUGAAGACAUGGACAUUGAACUGGACGAUGUGGCCAUGCAGGUAAAGGAUGCCCUGAGUGCAGCUGAAAGGGCAACUAUCAGGCUGGCAGAGAUCAGCCAAGAGAUCAUCAGCUACAUGAGCAGCACGGCCAUUUCCAACACCCAAAAGAGGAAAUCUGCUGACGACAAGUCUCGCAGUAGGCUGGACAAGGCAGUGAACCAGGCCAGAGAGGACAUCCUCCAGCUGACUGGCAAACUGCUGCAGACACAGGCAGAUCUCGAGUACAAGGAUGAGAGACUGAAAGAGCUGUUAAAGCAAAACGAGGCCAAGUUUCUGGAAAGCCAGUAUUUCAGAUCCCAACUGGAAACCACAAAGACCACUCUGAGCUGUGUCCAGAAGGAGCUGGGGUUGCAGAUAUCCAUGAGGGAGGCAGAGGUGAGGAGGCAGGCAGCCCGAAUAACUGAGCUGGAGAGAGAGGUGCAGGAGAGGGGAGUCAACCAGGGGAGCGGCCAGGAGAUCCAGCCAGCAGCCUCACAGGACAGUGAGUGUGUUCAGCCUGGGACUAGCGCCUCUGAAGCAGCCGCCAUGGAGGAGCCACGGGGGCAGAGAGGAGAGGGGGACCCGGGAGGCAGGGUAGAUAUCGAGGACCUGAAGGAGAACAGCCAGCUCCGGAUUACAGAGCUGCAGCGGGGCAACAUGGUGAGUACAUACUGCAUGAGCGGCAUUGGUUUCAUUGGUCUGCCUUGACAAGAACA